This is a messenger RNA of Malurus melanocephalus (red-backed fairy wren), 830 nucleotides long. RefSeq names its product phospholipase A2, membrane associated-like. Gene Ontology annotation, molecular function: calcium ion binding; phospholipid binding. NCBI's taxonomy places the organism in Eukaryota, Metazoa, Chordata, Aves, Passeriformes, Maluridae. Bases 162 to 596 code for a protein of 144 amino acids. Gene Ontology annotation, biological process: lipid catabolic process; negative regulation of T cell proliferation; arachidonate secretion. The record is from RefSeq and is a predicted model, not a curated record. The transcript has 5 exons.
CCAAGGGCAAAACCUUACACCAGGGUCAGGACAAUGCCAGGCACCCCUGGGUGAAACAGGGAUGAAGAGCAACCCUGGGAGAAGAAUGAGCUGCAGAGCUGCCUCCAGCUCUGGGAUCCUCAGCAAAGGAAGGACGUGGAGCUGCUGGGGGCAGCCCCAGGAUGAGGAAUCUCCUCCUUGCCGUGCUCCUGGCCUGUGGGCUGCUCCCGGCGGGCUCCAGCGUGCUGGAGCUGGAGCGGAUGAUCAGGGCGGCCACGGGGAGGAGCGCCCUGCUGUCCUACAGCUGGUACGGCUGCUUCUGCGGCAUCGGGGGCAGCGGCACCCCCGUGGACCCCACUGACCAGUGCUGCCAAGCCCACGACUGCUGCUACAGGAGGCUGAGGGAGGGCAGCUGCAGCCCCGUGCUCACCCCGUACCGCUUCACCUCCACCGGCGGGCUCAUCACCUGCAGUACCGAGCAGAGCUGGUGCGAGAGAGAGACCUGUCUGUGUGACACGGAGGUGGCCUCGUGCUUCGCCAGCACCCUGAGCUCCUACAACAAUUCCUACCGCUUCUACUUCAAGCUCAAAUGCCAAGGCAGCAAGCUCCAGUGCUGAAGAGGGGAUCUGCACACACUGUUCCGGAUUUGGGCUGGUUUUYCCCAGCAAGAAAAGCCUGGGUUGGGGGCUGAGAACAGGCAGAGCCCCCGAGGCUCCCUGUGAGGUGCUGCUCAGGCUGAGAAGGGCACACACACCAUGAGUGGAGAGUCAGCAGUUCCUGGAAAGACACARCAGCUUCCUCUUCUUUGCCCCUUCAUCCUCUCUUGAUUUCAUUUCCCAGCAAAGACAAUA